This is a messenger RNA of Tribolium castaneum (red flour beetle), 758 nucleotides long. Its product is annotated as protein lethal(2)essential for life. Gene Ontology annotation, biological process: protein refolding; response to heat. Bases 83 to 631 code for a protein of 182 amino acids. The record is from RefSeq and is a predicted model, not a curated record. NCBI's taxonomy places the organism in Eukaryota, Metazoa, Arthropoda, Insecta, Coleoptera, Tenebrionidae. Gene Ontology annotation, cellular component: nucleus; cytoplasm. The transcript has a single exon.
AGCAACGCGCCAACUGCAAUCAGUUUGAAUCCGAGUGUCAAAGUGAAAAUAAGUGCGACUACAAAAAAAAAACACAAGAAAGAUGUCUCUACUGCUCUUCAGCGACCCUUUCGAAUAUUCUCGACCAUCGAGAAUCCUCGACCAACACUUCGGCUUGGGCCUCGACCCCGAAGACCUCCUCUCGCCACUCAUCCCCCGGGAGAUGCGCCACUUGAUGCGAUGUCCUGCUGGUUAUUUGCGCCCUUGGAGGAGUGCAGCCUCGCAACGCGACACCGGCUCAACAGUCACCUUCGACAAAGACAAGUUCCAAGCCAAUUUGGACGUGCAGCAGUUCAAGCCGGAGGAAAUCAGCGUCAAAGUGAACGAUAACACCAUCACCAUUGAGGGCAAACACGAGGAGAAGGAGGACGAACAUGGGUUCAUUUCGAGGCACUUUGUACGAAGAUACGUCCUGCCCAAAGACUGUGAUGUGAGCAAAGUCGAGUCCAGGUUGUCCACGGACGGGGUUCUGAGCAUCACAGCCCCCAAGAUUUGCGCCUCGAAGGAGACCGAGAGGAGCAUCCCGGUGGUUCAGACGGGACAGCCCUCCAAAGCGGUCGAGAACAAGGAGGAGAAGAAGAAGGAGAAAUAAAUUAGACUGUCUCAAAUUAUUCCUUGCACUCUAUGGUAUUAGUUCUCACAGACUGAAUAUGUAAUAAUUUUGUUGUUUUUGUAUUACUACUUAAGUUUUUUGAAUAAAACCACUUCGUUCCUUUAAA